Messenger RNA from Peromyscus leucopus (white-footed mouse), 1581 nucleotides. RefSeq names its product acyl-CoA thioesterase 6 (gene Acot6). NCBI's taxonomy places the organism in Eukaryota, Metazoa, Chordata, Mammalia, Rodentia, Cricetidae. The record is from RefSeq and is a predicted model, not a curated record. Gene Ontology annotation, biological process: fatty acid metabolic process; acyl-CoA metabolic process. The transcript has 3 exons. Bases 281 to 1552 code for a protein of 423 amino acids. Gene Ontology annotation, molecular function: fatty acyl-CoA hydrolase activity.
CAAGAGCCGGACUUUGCCUCGAUCUUGUUCACCUAGUGCCCACUGAUCCUCAACACCAGGUGCCCAGAAUCCUCUGCCCGGGCUCAGCCCCACUGCUACUCUGACCUCUCCUGUCACCCGGUGGACAUCAGCCCGAUUUCUGUCCGUUUCGUCUGCGGCGCGAGUCCCACGGGUCAAGAACUCCCAGGGUCCCACCAGGUCGGCUCCACAGCAGGCCAGGCUCCCUCCGGACUCGCGUGUCCUUCCCCGUGACCUCCAGCCUCUGAGCUCCCAGCUCCCCAUGGCGGCGGCGGCGACGCUGAGCCUGGAGCCCGCGGGGCGCAGCUGCUGGGACGAGCCGCUGAGCAUCGCCGUGAGCGGCCUGGCCCCCGAGCAGCCCGUCACGCUGCGCGCCGCCAUGCGCGACGAGAAAGGCGCGCGCUUCCGCGCCCACGCGCGCUACCGCGCCGACGCCCACGGCCGCCUGGACCUGGCGCGCGCGCCCGCGCUGGGCGGCAGCUUCGCGGGGCUCGAGCCCAUGGGGCUGCUCUGGGCCCUGGAGCCCGAGCGGCCUUUCUGGCGCCUGGUCAAGCGCGACGUGCGGACGCCCUUCGUGGUGGAGCUGGAGGUGCUGGACGGCCACGAGCCCGACGGCGGGCGGCUGCUGGCGCGGGCGGUGCACGAGCGUCACUUCAUGGCUCCCGGGGUGCGGCGCGUGCCCGUGCGCGAGGGCCGUGUGCGCGCCACGCUCUUCCUGCCCCCAGGCGAGGGGAGAUUCCCUGGGGUCAUCGACUUGUUUGGAAGUGGCGGUGGCCUGUGUGAAUACAGGGCCAGCCUCCUGUCUGGGCACGGUUUUGCUGUGCUUGCUCUGGCCUACUUCAGAUUUGAAGACCUCCCUGAGUAUUUGAGUGAUGUGCGCCUGGAGUACUUUGAAGAAGCCUUGGCCUUUAUGCUGCAGCAUCCAAAGGUGAAAGGCCCGAAUGUUGGGCUUCUUGGUUUCUCCAAAGGUGCUGACCUGUGCCUCUCGAUGGCUACUUUCCUAAGGAACAUCACGGCCACUGUCCUUAUCAACGGCUGUGUGGCCAACACAAUAGCUCCCCUGUAUUACAAAGAUCUGUUUGUUCCCGAUCUUGGCUGUGACCCAACAAAACAAAAGACCAUGGAGUCCGGCCUUUUGGAUUUGGUGGAUAUUUGGAACAAUCCACUAGAGGAACCUAACCAUCAAAGUCUUAUUCCACUGGAAAAGGCCCAGGGACCCUUCCUGUUCAUUGUGGGCAUGGAUGAUCAUAACUGGAAGAGUGAGUUCUAUGCCCACAUAGCCCGUGAACGUCUACAAGCCCAUGGGAAAGACAGACCCCAGAUAAUCUACUAUCCAGAGACUGGUCACUGUAUUGACCCCCCUUAUUUCCCUCCUUCCAGAGCUUCUGUACAUGCGGUGUUGGGUGAAGCAGUGUUCUAUGGAGGGGAGCCGAGGGCUCACUCAAGGGCGCAGGUGGAUGCCUGGCAACAAAUUCAAACUUUCUUCCAAAGAUAUCUCAAUGGUGAAAAACCUGUGGAGCGCAGCAAAAUAUAGCAUUGCAAUUACAUACCAAAUACCUUUUU